CAAGAACAGGAAGGAAGCGGAAUUUGCCUUUUGUGUUUUGUUUUAGCUGGAAGUAAUUCGAAGCACUAGUUAUUAAAUCUUAAUUUAACAAAGAAAUUCUUAAGAAACGUAUCCGUUGUCAUUGUGGACUUACCUUGGCCUGACACGGGUCUGUUAUAUAUUGUAGUGUGUUAACUGACAGGUAGUUUUCCGGCCGGUUUUUCCUGUGCUGUUUGGGCCCGUGUUUGGGUUCUGACUAAAGGAUAAAUUGUUCCUUAAAUCGAUUAGCGAAGAUCACAACAGUCAGAUCGUGUGUCGUUAAUGUAAAUACUAAUUACGUUUAAUUGAAAUAUUUUUAACGUCUCCGCCACCCUGUUUAACUGUACAUAGGAGUGUUACAGAUUAGGUCUUGUAAAAGGACGCUGUCAAGGCUGUAGGGGGCUUCGGGAAGGAUGUACGCCCCACCGGGAAGCGCUCUCCCUGGGACUCGGCGCAGACGCGGCCCGGGAGGUACGGCGCUGCCCAAGCAGCCGGAGCGCAGCCUGGUGUCGGCGCUACCCGGAGCCCUGUCCAUCACGGCGCUGUGCACGGCGCUUGCCGAACCCGCCUGGCUCCGCGUCCACGGUGGGACGUGUCCCAGGCAGGAGCUCGGGGUGGCCGACGUGCUUGGAUACCUGGACCCGAAGCUUCUGGAAGACUUCUGCGUAAACCACCAGACCGUCCUCCUCCUCCGGGUCAUCGCUGCCUUCUGCUUCCUGGGCAUCCUGUGCAGCCUGACCGCCUUUCUACUGGAUGUCUUCGGGCCCAAGCACCCAGCGCUGAAGAUCACUCGCCGCUAUGCGUUUGCACACAUCCUGACCGUGCUCCAGUGUGCCACCGUGAUCGGCUUCUCCUACUGGGCUUCGGAGCUCAUCCUGUCCCUCCAGCAGCAGCACAAGAAGUACCACGGUUCCUUGGUCUACGUCACCUUUGCCAUCAGCUUCUACCUGGUGGCAGGAGCGGGCGGAGCCUCCAUCUUGGCCACAGCUGCCAACCUGCUGCGGCACUACCCCACGGAGGAGGAGGAGCAGGCUCUGGAGCUGCUCUCAGAGAUGGAGGACAGCAACGAGGCCUUCCCGACCGACUACGACCUCGCCAACCAGUUCCAGCCACCGCCCGCCUACACGCCGUAGGGCCGGGCGACGGCCUCGCCAUUUUACAGCUCUGUAAAUUUCGCUGUUGCUGUUGAUGCUCGUGCACACACACAACAAAUGCUGUUUCAUGCACAGAUCAGGAGUCCACUGAACAACUACUUACUAGCUUUUGUUUUUCUUACCCUGCUUAGCACCACACACACACACACACACACCUUCAUGUUGUUAGCAGGCCCUUUUAAGAUAUUUGUAUGAGGAAGUCAUAAUCACCGCGAUGCAGAAGCACUCAUCUUAGAAGUACUUAACCCGUGUGUCAGUCUGUGGUUGUUUUUCUCACGUCCUGAGGGAGGAGUGUUAUCGGCAUCUGUGAGAUGCUGCCGUACUUUGCAGCAUUUCCUCCGCCACAUUUUCUCGCGGUUUGCUCUUUAACAUUCCUACGAUGACCUCUCUGAGCAAGCAUGGCGUGACUUCUGGCAUGCCGGAGGCAAUGGGAGGGGCAAGGAUUUAUUUAAAAUUUUUGUUUUAAAAUUUUAUGGCCUCCUUGGCAUGUAGCUGUAGCUUGUCUCAGAGGGUGAGGCUGGGUAGGGGAACACGGUCAGCAGUGUUGGGCCUGAGGUUGGGCUGUGCCAUUAAAUGUUUUUUUUUGUAGCUCAUAGGAGGAGAAUUUGGGGCUUGGUGGAAUCAUGACCUAUAGGUGCCCUUCCAGCUGCCUGCCGCACCUGGGCCACAAGUUCAUCGCUUUCUGAACCUAGCUGUCUGGCCAUUUGUUUCCCAGUGUUCCAGAGUGUUCUGGAAACCUGGGAAAUACAGACCUCCUUAAAGUCUGGGGCUGGGAGCUUGGUAGCAGAUGACAGGUCUUUCGGGCUUGGGUGUCGGCUGGCCCUGCCAAAUGGAGGCGAGUGAGGUGGCUUGUGGGACUUUGAGUCCACCUCCGCUGGGCCCCUUUUAUUAUUAUUAUUAUUUUUUUUUUUUACAUUUUUUGGUCUUAAGUUUUAAAUGUUAGAUGUGGCAAAAAGCGUGACUCUGAAAUAACUGCAUGCUGUCCAAUAAUAAAACGUUGAAUUGACUUGUAUUUAAUUUCUUGGAUCAUUAGGUGUUUUAAGCGAAGCGAUGUCUGCUGGUUUCCCAUUGUCGUAUCACCCUGAAGCUUUGACACAUCUGAACGACUGCAGACCAGUUUUGGCACAGGCAGUGACAAUGGGGCCUUUCCCACAAAGCACCUGAUCAAUUCUUUCUAAAUGUUAAUCCUGUUUUUUAAUGUGUGUAUAUAUUUUCUCUUUAAAAGAAUUUCGAGUUUCAGUGGUUUUAUAAUCCAGUAAGAAUGCCUUCAGCAUUACGUUUCAGUUUUAGGCAAAUGCCAGUGGAUGAAAAAUGCAUUAAACACGUCACUCAAAUCUACAGUCAAAGGACUGUUAGACAGACCCAGUCCCUGAAAUGGUUACCUGCACUCUUAUUGCCUGUUAUAUACGUGUGAUAAUUUUCUUUUUUUAAUCUCUGUGGGACAGAGAAGGUGCAUGAAACUUGUCAGGUGUAAUGCUGAAGAUCCGUAUUGUUUGACAGUCCAUCAUCCGAUAAUUUAUCCUGUUCUAAUGUGGUCCAGAUGUUGAUCAAAUAAUGGUUUAAAUUUGUUUUUAUUUUCCUUUUUUGUGAUCUUUUUAUCGUUGCUAUGUUUCUGAUGUUAGUAUGAUUGUAAAAGUUGGCGGCAAAGUUGAUUUGUGAACAGUGACCCAUAAAGCAUUUUUUUUGAUUAUA
Molecule: messenger RNA, 2864 nt
Organism: Brienomyrus brachyistius
Lineage: Eukaryota; Metazoa; Chordata; Actinopteri; Osteoglossiformes; Mormyridae
Gene: tmem127
Product: transmembrane protein 127
Exons: 3
Coding region: 432-1151 (239 amino acids)
Biological process (GO): negative regulation of cell population proliferation; negative regulation of TOR signaling
Cellular component (GO): membrane
Source: RefSeq, a predicted model, not a curated record